GUAGCGAAUAGUAGUACUGCACAUAAUUGUAUAGCUGGAAAAAGAGCUGCACUCAAAUAGUCAUAUAGUAUUUCACUACGUUGUCCUCAGAUAGUAUGCCAUCUUUGAUUGUAGAAGACUACUCAAAUGAUGAUGCGGAAAACUUGGAAUCUAGGAUAGAUCAAGCCGACGUUCCUAUUCCGCUCGAUCAGUUUACAGAAGAGAAGCGGCUUUUGCGGAAGCUCGACAGGCGGAUCCUACCUAUAACGUGUCUUCUCUAUUUGUUCGCAUACUUGGAUCGAUCCAACUUGGGCAAUGCGCGUCUGCAAGGACUACCGGAAGACGUCCUCGGUGGCGAUCCUACAGGAGAACUCUUCGCUACGGUGUAUUCAGCAUUCUUCAUUACUUAUAUUAUAUGCCAAGUUCCUGGUGGUAUAUUGUCGAAAUAUAAUAACCCGCGCAUAUGGAUAGGCAGUGCUGCUAUUGCUUGGGGUCUAUGCUCUACAUUAAUGGCGACAGCCCAGAAUUUUGCCGGACUGGUAGUGGCGCGUUUGGGACUAGGAGUUUUUGAAGCUGGCUUUGGACCUGCUAUCGUUGUAUAUUAUUCUUUUUACUAUACAAAAGCAGAAUAUGGCACGCGGUUGGCUUAUUGGCUUGGCUUUGCUGCUGUUGCAGGUGCCUUUGGUGGUCUAAUAGCUUUUGGUAUCCAGCAUUCACAGCCCAUCAUCGCUCAGUGGAGGCUUCUGUUCAUCAUCGAGGGUGCACCAACUAUCUUACUUGGGAUCUUAUGUCUAUUCAUCCUUCCAGAUCGGCCGGACUCGACUAGUUUUCUCACUGAGUCGGAACGUAAGCUAGCUCUGGACAGAAUGUCGAGGGGUACUAGUGGCGACACCGGGCACACUAUCAAUCGAAGACACAUCAUUGCCGCCUUUCUUGACUGGAGGGUAUAUGUGGCAGGAGUUAUCUAUUUUGGACUUAACUGUGCUUUAGCGUCAAUUUCAGCAUUUCUACCAACUAUAAUUAAAACAUUAGGUCAUUCAAAUGCCGUGGCACAGCUUCUGACUGUGCCUCCGUAUGCAUCCGCAGGAAUUGCUAUGGUACUUCUGUCCUACUCAUCUGACAGAAUGCAGAGUAGAGGUAUCUUCACCGCAGCUUCCUGUUUGAUUGGAGUCAUCGGAUAUAUUUUACUUUUAGCUAUUCCGAACAAUCAACAUAUUCGGUAUUUCGCCACCUUUUGUAUCACAAGUGGAACUUAUACAAGCAUUGGCCUUGUUAACGCCUGGUUUGUACAUAACCUUGGUUCGGAGACCAAGAGGGCGACCGGCGUCCCGAUCUACGGAGCAAUUGGUCAGAUUGGAAGCAUUCUUGGAUCUCACAUCUAUCCCUUGAGCGAAGGGCCAACCUAUACCAAAGGAUUUUCUAUUACAUGUGGACUAGAGCUCUUGGCUGCUCUUUGCGCCAUUCUCUUAAGCGUAUCAUUUCGAUGGGACAACCAACGUAGGGAUAAACUCUACGGCAAACCUGACCCUGAUGCCAAAGUAGAUACCUCGGAAUUAGCAGACAAGGCUCCAUCUUUUCGUUAUGUACCUUAGCUCGAGCGGUUUGGUCCGUUCGAAGUCUUCCUGACAUACCCGAGAUUUAGGGGCAAGUUCGAUACGACUCCCAAAAAAUAUCAAACCAUAUCCUGAUUCUGCUUAACGUACGUUAUGUCAUAAAAUUAAGGUGCUCUUGAUACGUGUCCUCCGAUCGUUCGCCUGUAUCAUCACAACCAUGAAGACAUAAACUUCGCUUU
Serpula lacrymans var. lacrymans S7.9 is the source of this 1771-nucleotide messenger RNA. RefSeq lists its product as uncharacterized. The coding region runs from base 96 to 1571 and encodes 491 amino acids. Gene Ontology annotation, biological process: transmembrane transport. Gene Ontology annotation, molecular function: transmembrane transporter activity. Gene Ontology annotation, cellular component: membrane. Lineage: Eukaryota; Fungi; Basidiomycota; Agaricomycetes; Boletales; Serpulaceae. The transcript has 17 exons. The record is from RefSeq and is a predicted model, not a curated record.